Messenger RNA from Cryptosporidium ubiquitum, 468 nucleotides. Its product is annotated as 60s ribosomal protein L23a. The transcript is spliced from 2 exons. The coding region runs from base 1 to 468 and encodes 155 amino acids. Gene Ontology annotation, cellular component: ribosome; cytosolic large ribosomal subunit. NCBI's taxonomy places the organism in Eukaryota, Apicomplexa, Conoidasida, Eucoccidiorida, Cryptosporidiidae. Gene Ontology annotation, biological process: ribosomal large subunit assembly; translation. The record is from RefSeq and is a predicted model, not a curated record. Gene Ontology annotation, molecular function: rRNA binding; structural constituent of ribosome.
AUGUCUGCAAAGAAAGGUAACACAAAAUCAUCUACAUCUGCAUCUGCAUCUAAAGCAAAUGCUAAGAAGACUGCACAAGCAGUAAAAAACUCUAAGAGAUCUUCAACAACAAAGAUUAGAACAAGAGUUCAGUUCUACAGACCAAAGACUUUGAAAUUACAUAGAAAUCCAAAAUAUGAAAGAAAGUCUAUUAAAACACAAAGGAAUUUGGAUUGCUAUGAUAUUAUUAAAAAACCAAUAACUACCGAAUCUGCAAUGAAAAUGGUUGAAACUUUAAAUACUAUUGUAUUUUCAGUUAAUGAGAAAGCUAAUAAGACUCAGAUUAAGUAUGCAAUUAGUAAACUUUAUGAUGUUAAGGUUGCUAAUGUUAAUACUGUUAACACUUUUGGAGAUGGAAAGAAAGCAUUUGUAAAGCUUUCCCCAGAUGUAGAAGCUGUUGAUGUUGCAAGCAGAAUUGGAAUUAUUUAA